Molecule: messenger RNA, 663 nt
Organism: Tetrahymena thermophila SB210
Lineage: Eukaryota; Ciliophora; Oligohymenophorea; Hymenostomatida; Tetrahymenidae
Product: MFS transporter
Exons: 3
Source: RefSeq, a predicted model, not a curated record
AUGUAAAAUAAUCUUAUUUUUUACAAAAGACAUUACAAUUUGUUCAAAAGUUGUCGACACUGGGACUUCCCAAGCGGUCCCCCACCUUAGUACUAACCCAGCCUUAAGGCGCUUAACUUCGGAGUUCGAAUGGGAUCCGGUGUUUUCACCUUAGUAUGGCCGACAACAAAACUAAUCAAUAUAUAAUUCUAUUUAUAAAUUAAUUUAUAAAAUAAAGCUAAAAAAAUUAAAUAACAUUAUUUUUUUGAAAAUAUAAUAUAAAUUUAACAAUAUUUUACAAUAAAUAAAAAAGGUUGUCGACACUGGGACUUCCCAAGCGGUCCCCCACCUUAGUACUAACCCAGCCUUAAGGCGCUUAACUUCGGAGUUCGAAUGGGAUCCGGUGUUUUCACCUUAGUAUGGCCGACAACAAAAUUAUUUAUCAUGUAUGUUGUCGACACUGGGACUUCCCAAGCGGUCCCCCACCUUAGUACUAACCCAGCCUUAAGGCGCUUAACUUCGGAGUUCGAAUGGGAUCCGGUGUUUUCACCUUAGUAUGGCCGACAACAAAACUAAUUAACACAGAUAAUUAUUUAAAUUAUAAUUAUUUAUAAAAUUAUAGAAUUUAAAAAAUAAUUUCAUAUACUCUCAUUAUAAUCAAAUAACAUAAAUUAAUUGUUUUGA